AUUGGCGGUGAAGGAAUCACACUUUUUUUCACCUAAUGUACAAAGUGAGCACCCAUUUUCUGUUUCUCUGCCUUCUUUUCUGUUGAGUUUUUCGCCAUUUUGUGAUACUGGACCCAUGGUCUUGAGCUUUAGCAUCGACUCCUGCACGGCGUGCUUGUUCUGUUUUCUGCGUGAGAUACAUGAAGCUGCAAAUUACUUGUUGCAACUAUGAUCUGGGAUGUUGUAAGAACACUUCGAGACUCUUGUGAACCAAAUUUGAUCGGCAUCGUAGGAACCAGCGAUGGCACGCGCAACUCGUCACCUGGAGAAGCUGCUCAGAGCGCUUCAGACUGACUCGACGCAAGGAGUCUGCCAGGCGCCUUCGAAUGACCUUGUUGAUCCACCCACAUCCGAUCAAUCACGAGAUUGUGGAUCGACAGGCGUCCCUGAGAACGAGACUUUGCGACGGUCGCAGGCAUCCUUGUUCUCAAGUUCCGAAUCUGAGGAUGUUUCCACUUCAUCUGGUGGCGAUGGGACAAGGUAUUAUCGUGAGGAAACUGCAAGGUUGGUGCAGCAGCUGGGGGACAGCCGCGUCCAAGUGGCAACUCUGGAAGCCCAAAUCGUGUUUCUUACGAAUAAAUUGGAAGAACAGGAGACUCUGGACUCUUGUUACAUUCGCAGAUUGGAAGACGAGGUGGUUCGAUUGGAAGAGACGGUUAAGAUUGAUAUGUACAAUUUAGAACGACGUCAAAGUCAGAUUGAGAAAGGAAUGCCUUCGUUGGAGGAGCAAUUAAAAACAAUCAAGGACUCUCUUCAUGACUUUAACGUCUCUGAGCCGUUGUACAUGGAGCUUAAGGCCAUUCCAGAGCACCGAAAGAAUUCGAGAGAGCAUAUUCUGAUCAUGGCAUAUGAGAAGUGUCUACGUGACCGGGAAGAAAUAGAGGAGCUCCGGAAGACGCGAGACACUUCCAGGAACUUACGGGCAUGGGUACUUAAAAUAACUUCAGACGGGGGCAUACACCGAGUGUGUUGAUUAUUAGGACGACGCACAGCUGAACCAACACAAUGCAGGGAGGCUUUGACACGAGCAAAUGAUGAAGUGCAGAGGCUAA
This is a messenger RNA of Physcomitrium patens, 1091 nucleotides long. The record is from RefSeq and is a predicted model, not a curated record. NCBI's taxonomy places the organism in Eukaryota, Viridiplantae, Streptophyta, Bryopsida, Funariales, Funariaceae.